Messenger RNA from Homarus americanus (American lobster), 948 nucleotides. RefSeq lists its product as uncharacterized. The record is from RefSeq and is a predicted model, not a curated record. The coding region runs from base 37 to 432 and encodes 131 amino acids. NCBI's taxonomy places the organism in Eukaryota, Metazoa, Arthropoda, Malacostraca, Decapoda, Nephropidae. The transcript has 3 exons.
CACUCCACGAUCGGCAACAUUCACCACUCCACGAUUAUGGUCGCCUCGCUGUACACAGACGCUCAGGGUUACACGCCCUUACAUAUCAGUAGGACCAAGUACCAAGUCUUCGCUGGUGUCGCCUGGGGGUUCAGGAAGGGGGCGCCAUUCCUCAAGCGUUUUAGCUUCUUGAAACAGAUGAUGAUCGAGGCGGGGCUGAUAGAUCACUGGAUGGAGGAAGCCACCGCCGCCACCAUCACCAACUACAAGAAAGACAUUAAUGAAACCGUCGACUUUGACUCCUCAGGGGUAGGUACAGAGAAGGUGAUGGUAGUGCUUACUCUCCACCACCUCCAGGGGGUCUUCUACCUCCUACUGCUGGGGUAUGGCCUCGCCUUCCUCGCCCUUCUACAAGAGAACCUCAUCUAUACGUACACAAGAAGCAAGGAAUAAACAGGAAAAAGGAAGGACUUGAUAAAAAGGGAAUUAUUAGAAAAAAUCGUCGAUAAAUCGUAAGCUGUAAGUAGAUACAAGAGGAAAUGAAGCGUGGACUAAGCGUGGAGAGACGACUGGACAAGCGUUGGGCGGUCUCAGAAUACAAUAAUCAACAACAUUAGCAGAAAGAAGAAAGCAUAAUUGUGUAGAGAGAGAAAAGGAUAAACUAACGAUUAGAAAUUAAAAUAUCUAUCUAUAUAUAUUUAUCUCUACAGUAUCUACGCCGCUCCCCUACACAGAAAACGUCCGCUACACAGAAAACGUCAACUAAUGCACCGGUAACUAUCCAAAAAUGACAAUAGGAUUAUUUUUGUUGUUAUAGUUAGAAUAGCAGCAAGUACAAUAUACCUUCGCUUUCUUUAUCCUUAUAUCAAGUAACUGUGUCUAUAGCUUUUUGUUUUUAUUUUUCGACUUUAGGUUUGGUCCAUUAAGUGUAAUUCGCCCUUAAAUAUUGGAGGAAAUAAAAGGUCUGUU